AUGGGUUCUCCUCUGUCUCCAAUUAUAGCUAACAUAGUGAUGCAAAAUUUAGAAAGUAGAGCCUUGAAUACAAUUAAAUUUACACCACCAUUCUACUUCAGAUAUGUUGACGAUAUUAUCACCGCUUGUCCGUUCAAUCUUGUCGACCACGUACUAACCAUAUUUAAUUCAUUUAACCCUAGACUACAGUUCACUAUUGAAGUUGAAAAUAAUAAGACUCUGAGUUAUUUGGAAAUUACUAAUAUAUCCGAAAAUAAUAGAUUAUAUUUUAAUUGGUACCAUAAACCAACGUAUUCCAGUAGAUAUCUGAAUUUUCACUCACAACACCCUGAGUGCCAAAAAAGAAGCACAAUUUUCAGUUUGGUUGACAGAGCCUACAGAUUGUCGGGUCCUAAGAUUCAUCGUAAUAACAUAAUAGAUAUUAUCGAGAUUUUACUUAAUAAUGGUUAUCCUUUAAAAUUUAUAUUUGAUAACAUUAAUCAGAGACUUCGUCAUCUGUUACAUAAUGAUACCGCUAAUAAACCUGAAAUUGAAAAGGAAAAUGUUUCAUAUUUUACAGUUCCUUUCAUUCCAUCCUUGACUAACAAUAUGAAAAACUUUAUUAAAGACACGGAUACCGUCUUGUCAUACUUUAGCCUGAACAAACUUAGUACUAUCAUUAAGGUCCAUAAAGACGUUAUUCCAAAAGGCUCUCACACUAAUGUCGUUUAUAAGAUUGAAUGCGAGAAGUGUGACGCAACAUAUGUUGGACAAACAGGCAGAAAAUUAAGUACUAGGAUAAAUGAACACAAGAAGAAUAUUAAUAAAAAUAUAACGAAUAGGUUUGUCAUCACAGAACAUGGAUUGAAUUUUAAUCACGAUUUUAAAUGGGAUGACGUGAAGAUUUUAGACAGAGAAACCUUUUAUUACAAAAUACUAAUUUCUGAAAUGAUUUACAUUAAACGACAACGUAACGGCUUAAAUUCACAAACAGACACAGAAUGCUUUCCUGACAUAUACAAUAAUUUAAUAAAUAAACUUCCUGAUGCUUAA
Messenger RNA from Camponotus floridanus (Florida carpenter ant), 1032 nucleotides. RefSeq lists its product as uncharacterized. The record is from RefSeq and is a predicted model, not a curated record. The coding region runs from base 1 to 1032 and encodes 343 amino acids. The transcript has a single exon. Lineage: Eukaryota; Metazoa; Arthropoda; Insecta; Hymenoptera; Formicidae.